AUGAUAAACCUCGGAUACUGUCCUCUUUCUACGUGUCUCAGCAGGAAAAUUCACGAGAAGUGCAGUUUGCACUAUCACGACAUCUUCCGGCCGGACGAGCCCUUGCAUCCAUACUGGGACAUCUACAGAAGCAACAAAAAAUAUCUCUCAAUUAAAAAACCAAAAAAACCGAAAACAAAAACCGAUGCAAAUAUUCACUCGAGUAAAAAAGUUGUUGGCAAGCAGAGCGAUUUGAAGCAGAACAGUAGAGGAAAAAAUGAUGACGGAGCUGAUAAGGAGGCCAACAAUGCUACUGCCUCGAAACCCAUUAAAUUCAAGUACGAGCCAGAAUGUUGUUUCUGUCCUGAUUUUCACAGGCGGGUUGUUGAUUGCCUGGUUGUGCCGGCAUUCGAAAUUGAGCGAGGAUCCAAUUGUUUCAAGUACAAACGAAAGCCAUUGAAAUCAAAACUGCCCCUCGCAUCUGUAGAGAAAGGAGAAGAUGAUGAUGAAGAAGGUGCCGGUGGUGACGAUGACCACCAAUUCAAACACUCCAAAAAAUUCAAAGAACAAGUCGACGCUCUCUACAAGGACGACCAAAUUAAAAGAGCCAAAAUUGAAAAACUGAAAGCUAAAUAUGAAAAGAAAAAGCCAAAAAUAAAAGAAAAAUCUAAAAAAAAACCUAAAAAAAACUCAUCAAGCAAGCGACAGAAGCAGGAAUUGUUAGAGCUAGAAACGAAUCUGGCUUUGUCUCGAAAGGCAGACGAGGAAAAAUACAAAAGGCUGCUCAAUCCUAAAAAGUUCAAGAACAAACGACCUCUAUACGCAGAUUUCGUCACAGAACCUUACCCAAAAGAAGCCAUAACUUGGAGCGAAAAUGACAGUGAAAAAUCGAAAGAGAAGAAGAAAGAAAAAACAAAAUCAAGUGAGGAGACAGAAAAACAAAACCAAAAACCCAAAAGCGAUAGUAAAAGCAAUAACAAGAAAGUAAAAAGCAAAGGCAAAGGCAGGAGAAUAAAAAAGAAAAGCAAAUUUAUGCCAAAAAACGGGAGGCCUUCUAUCGUUAGUCUCACUAAAAGUAUGGUCAGCGUUGAUUUCGCUAAAAGACUUAGCGCUCGUUAA
This is a messenger RNA of Helobdella robusta, 1098 nucleotides long. RefSeq lists its product as hypothetical. The transcript has a single exon. Lineage: Eukaryota; Metazoa; Annelida; Clitellata; Rhynchobdellida; Glossiphoniidae. Bases 1 to 1098 code for a protein of 365 amino acids. The record is from RefSeq and is a predicted model, not a curated record.